Messenger RNA from Paramecium sonneborni, 668 nucleotides. The record is from the annotation of a GenBank genome assembly. NCBI's taxonomy places the organism in Eukaryota, Ciliophora, Oligohymenophorea, Peniculida, Parameciidae.
AUGUAAAUUGAAAUCGAAACGAUAUAAAGCACUUUAUGGCCACCUAAAUAUGAUUUAAUUUGUAUGGGAUCUUAAUGUCCAGUAACCUAUGAGUUUAAAUUUGGUUAAGAAUUCUAUGAGUCAUAAAUUGAUUGUAAUCUUAGAUUAUGUCCCAUGUGUAAAUUUAAAGAAGUAUGUAUCAAUUUUAUUAGAAAAAAUGUACAGUUCCUAAUUGUUAAAUUAGUAUAGAAAAACACUAUCUAAAAACUAAUUUUAACAUACAAGCUAAAAAAGUUUUUAGUGAUCUUGAUAAAGAUGUUUAAGACUAAUUAUAAAUAAGAAAGAAGAUUGAAGAAAGAUAUCAUCGUCAGAUCUCAGAUAUUAAAUAAAGUACUAGACCAACAUAAAAAUUGGAUUAGUUAUCUGAAUUAAUUGAAGAUGCUAUUUAUGCUGAAAAAUCAAAUAAUAAAAGAUUGAUGCAUGAAAUAGAUACAGAAAUCUAAAAGUUAUGGAGAUAAAUUGAAAUAGAUGAAGAUAAUAAUUACUAACGAGAAUUACCAAAAUAAAUUCAAACUUAAAGAAAUAACAAUAGUUAAGGAGCUUCAUUAAAUUCUAUGAAUUAAUAACUUAAUUAUGCAUUAUUUGAUGAAAAGUAAUUCCAUAUUAAUAGAAUUGCAUGGGGAUUUUGA